Molecule: messenger RNA, 1286 nt
Organism: Triticum aestivum (bread wheat)
Lineage: Eukaryota; Viridiplantae; Streptophyta; Magnoliopsida; Poales; Poaceae
Product: triosephosphate isomerase, cytosolic
Exons: 8
Coding region: 12-1061 (349 amino acids)
Biological process (GO): glyceraldehyde-3-phosphate biosynthetic process; gluconeogenesis; glycolytic process
Cellular component (GO): cytosol
Molecular function (GO): triose-phosphate isomerase activity
Source: RefSeq, a predicted model, not a curated record
GCCCACCUGUCAUGGUCGCCCGAGGCCGGCCGGCCUCAUGUGGCCACAUCGCAGCCCCCUCCCUUUAUAUCCUCGCCCCUGCCCCCGCCGUGUCUUUCUUCCUCCACAAGAAGAAAAGAAACGCCACCAAAUCCAAUCUCGAGCCCCCCUCUCCCGUCCGCCCGUCCCAACCCGAUCCGAUCCCCUCCUCCGUCGCCAUGGGCCGCAAGUUCUUCGUCGGCGGCAACUGGAAAUGCAAUGGAACUGUCGAACAGGUAGAGAGUAUCGUCAAUACUCUGAACGCUGGACAGAUCGCCUCUACGGAUGUUGUCGAGGUUGUUGUCAGCCCACCCUAUGUCUUCCUUCCCACCGUCAAGGCUAAGCUGCGCCCAGAGAUCCAAGUUGCUGCUCAGAACUGCUGGGUGAAGAAGGGCGGUGCUUUCACCGGUGAAGUCAGUGCUGAGAUGCUUGUCAACCUCGGCGUUCCCUGGGUCAUUCUUGGACACUCUGAAAGGAGGAGCUUGAUGGGAGAAUCAAGUGAGUUUGUUGGAGAGAAGGUUGCAUAUGCACUCGCUCAGGGCUUGAAGGUCAUUGCAUGUGUUGGUGAGACUCUUGAGCAGCGAGAAGCUGGAUCAACCAUGGAAGUUGUCGCUGAACAGACAAAAGCAAUUACUGGCAAGAUCAAGGACUGGACUAACGUGGUUGUCGCGUAUGAACCAGUGUGGGCCAUUGGCACCGGUAAAGUUGCGACACCGGCUCAGGCGCAGGAAGUCCAUGCCAAUCUGAGGGACUGGCUCAAGACCAAUGUGAGCCCUGAGGUUGCUGCAUCCACACGGAUCAUCUAUGGAGGUAAUGUAUACCCAUUGUUCGAACACAAAUGCCUCCUUGUCUACACAUUUACUGCCGAAGUCAUCUUGAUAUAUGAUGGUUAUGCACGCCUUGUUGCUAUAGGAUCUGUAACUGGCGCAAGCUGCAAGGAGUUGGCCGGGCAGCCCGACGUCGAUGGUUUCCUCGUUGGUGGAGCUUCUUUGAAGCCUGAGUUCAUCGACAUCAUCAACGCCGCCACCGUGAAGUCUGCCUAAGCAAGAUCUCGAUGUGUGGCUCCUCUGGGCGUGGAGGAAGACAGCAACGAUGAAGAGACCCCUUUUUUCUCUCCUGUGUUUAUUAUGUGUACUAUGCUAGUAAUUUUGCGGUGGAGCAGCUGCUACUGUGUUUCCUCCCCCUGACUUGAGCUUGCAAGCCAAUAAUGAUAAUGUUUACUACCGAACAUAUAUCAGCUAUUAUCGUUAGCUCUUGUUGCUGUUUAA